Apis florea (little honeybee) is the source of this 3602-nucleotide messenger RNA. Its product is annotated as protein RUFY3. Gene Ontology annotation, molecular function: metal ion binding. Gene Ontology annotation, cellular component: cytoplasm. The record is from RefSeq and is a predicted model, not a curated record. Lineage: Eukaryota; Metazoa; Arthropoda; Insecta; Hymenoptera; Apidae.
UAGUAGUAUGACAGGUUAGAAUACACAAACCGACGAUAUUUCUACGUAAUCUCGAAUAUCAAUUGAACUUAACAAAUAUGACUAUCAACACUUUCAAUAACACUAACGUUCAUAUCCAGAACAAUAAACUAUCUUACAAAACUUGAAAGAGUGUCGUUCCCAUCGCUAACUGCGAGCGCACGCGAGAACGCAUGAACGCAGGCCAGCCAUUCGGUAGCAAGCGCGCGCGCGAGCGUACAGUGAAAACGUAAACAUGGCCGCGGAGAGUAGCGAAGGUUUGCCAAUAUCUCCGUCCGAGAAAUCGUUAACCGGUAGCUUAGUGUCCGAGGAGAAUGAGAAAAGUGUAUCGCGAUCGCCGUCGACUUACUCGAUACGGGAGGACAAGUGGCCGGAUCUAGUGGUAUCGAGGCCUAGAAAACUGGACGCUUGGUGGUUACCGAGACGUAACUUAAAGGGAUCCAUUGUUACGAUUUCUUCUAUGCGGCAAGAAUCCCAGAACGGUCUGAAGAUCAGACCAGCGGGUGACCACGGUGUGCAUCACGGUGGUGUCAUGCUUGAGGAAGACAUGGCUGGCGCCCAGGAUACUAUAUACCUGUGCAACUUCCGUGUGUCGGUGGACGGCGAGUGGCUGUGCCUGAAAGAGCUUCAGGACGUCGAGUUCUCGUUGCACGACUCGAUUCAACGAUCUCCCUCGCCACCGCUUGCGCUAAGUGGUAUUAAUCAUCAUCAUCAUCAUCACCAUAAUGAUCAUCAUCGCCAACAGCAACAGCUUCCCGAUCAGCGAGAGCUUCGCGAUAUAAUGCCGUCAAGCCCACCGCCAUUGCAGCACGUUUCCAGCUUGUCACGAGAUCCGGUCAUCAUCGAGAGGAGUAACCUCGUUAAUAUCUCGAAAUUAAUCGUGAAGGAGCUGAUCGAAACGUCUUUGAAGUACGGUCGAAUGCUCGACUCUGAUCACAUGCCAUUGCAACAUUUCUUCAUCGUUCUUGAACACGUGCUUAGGCAUGGUUUGCGACCAAAGAAGGGUCUCCUUGGACCCAAGAAGGAGCUUUGGGAUAUACUACAGCUCGUUGAGAAAUAUUGCCCCGAAGCGCAGGACAUUACGUCCAGUAUUCGUGAUCUACCCACUGUUAGGACUGCCAUGGGUAGGGCAAGAGCGUGGUUGCGCAUGGCGUUAAUGCAGAAAAAGUUGGCGGAUUACUUGAAAGUUUUGAUCGAUCACAAAGAAGACAUACUGUCCGAGUAUUUCGAGCCUGACGCUCUGAUGAUGAGCGAGGAGGCGAUCGUUAUAAUGGGCCUGUUGGUUGGUUUGAACGUGAUCGAUUGCAAUUUCUGCGUAAAGGAGGAAGACCUCGAUUGUCAACAAGGGGUGAUCGAUUUUUCACUGUAUCUGCGGAACAGCAAUCAUAUACCUGGCGAAUCCCCGGACGACGAGCUGGAAAAUGACAACAUGACCACCGUGCUCGAUCAGAAGAAUUACAUCGAGGAGCUGAACCGCCACUUGAACGCGACUGUGACCAACCUUCAAGCUAAAGUGGAAUCAUUGACAACGACGAACGCUCUUAUGAAGGAGGAUCUCUCGAUCGCUAAAAAUAACAUAUUGUCCCUUCACGAGGAGAAUAGACAAUUGAAGAAAGAGUUAGGAAUCGAGAUCAAAGACACGAACGAGAAUGGGAAACCACCGAUCAAAAUCACUGAAACGACCACGGAAAUCGAGGAGUUGAGAAGUAGAUUAGAGGCUGAAAAGAAAAUGCGGCAGGAUGUAGAGAAGGAGUUAGAGUUGCAGAUGAGUAUGAAGUCGGAAAUGGAAGUGGCUAUGAAGCUGUUGGAGAAAGAUAUUCACGAGAAACAAGACACGAUUAUAUCGUUGCGGCGACAACUCGACGAGAUCAAAUUAAUUAACUUGGAAAUGUAUAAAAAGCUACAGGAAUGUGAGCACGAACUAACGCAGAAAGGCGAAAUGGUGAGCCGGCUCCACGCCAAGACGAAUCAAAUAGGCAAGAUCCUGAAUAAUCUCGAGAAGUGCAACCACAUGAAAAAGGAGGUGGAGAAUAUUCGUAGCCCGACGACACCGAGCAGUGUUUCGAAAUCGAUUCUAAAUAAGACCAGCCCCACCUCGCCCAGAUGUUACACUGACAAUGCGGUUGAUUAUCAGCAACAUCCUCAGUCGAAUAAUCAGCAACAGUCGGCUAACAAUCUACAAAAGUCGGUUAAUAAUCAACAAGUAUCGUCCAUUAACAAUCACCAACAAUCGAAUAACAACGAAACGAUUCUUUUACUGAAACAUAGUUUAUUUCAGGAGUGCGAAGGCUCGCUUAAGCAUAAAACAGAACUGAUCACUAAAUUGGAGGCUAAGACGCUAUCGAUGACUGAGACCAUCCAGAAAAUGGAUGAGAAGUGCAAGGAAAUGGACGACGUGAAGUCAGGAGCGGUGGAGAGGGUGAAGAUUUUGGGGGCCGAGGCCGCCGAGAGGGAGGCGAGGGCGAAUGGGGUCGAGAGGGAAUUGCGACUCGAACGAGAAUGGCGAACCUCCUUGCAGGAAGCAUCGAUCUCUAACGCGGAGAAGAUCUCUCAAUUACAUCAUGAAAUCGAUCAGUUGAGGCGGGUGUCCGAGAAAUACCUGGCCCUGCAGGAGGAGCAUUACGCGCUGAGGGAGAUCUGCACCGAGCAGGAGAGAACUCUGGAGGAACUUGGGGGACAAUUGAGCGCCGCGAAAUUGGCGGCCGUCGAAUUAAGGGAGGCCGCUGACAACGCUCAACAGCACCACCAGCAGGAGGGCGCGGCGACCUGGGCGAACGAUCGGCUGGUCACCCACUGCAAGAGCUGCAACCGUGAGUUCAACAUCACUCGUCGCAAGCACCAUUGUAGAAACUGCGGCAAGAUCUUCUGCAACGCUUGCAGCGACAACACCACGUCCCUGCCAAAUUCAUCGAAACCAGUACGCGUGUGCGACGAGUGUUACGUGUUCCUGGUCGGUCGUUACACGUGUGCACGCUAGCACUAACGCUUCCACGACCGGUUGUCCAUCGGCUGUGGCCGAUUCACCCGGGAGAACGACGGGCAAACAACGGAAGAAAGGAUCUAUCCCGCACAUAUACUCUUUCUCUCACAUACACACGUAAGACGUUUCUGAUGUCCUCGAAGACCGCUUCCUUCUUCUUCGACGCCGUUCAUUUUCAAUUCGGCGCACGCGGUUGUUGUUCGAAAAGCUGUUGUCGAGCUGUUGGCGAGGCUGCAUCGCCUCGAGUCCAAUUCCUUUCAUCGCAAUAUCAUCGUGCGACGUUUUGUAAAAGAUUUGGAAAAAAAAUUCGAUGCCACCGCCGCCAUUUUGGGGGAAAGGCUUUCGUCGAGAUGGAAAAAGUGUUUGCAUUUUAUAUUUUGACGAGGUAAUUUUUGGGGGUAUUUUGGGGCAUUUGAUCGACUCUCUUGGACGGGUUGUUGGGUUGUUCGCGUGACCACCGCGUGCAUCUUGACGUAAAGGGGAGAAUGUGGUCGAGACGAAAGUAUUGAGAAUUGGUUGAGAAAAUGAAUUAUUAUUACUAUUAUUAUGUUAAGAUUAGAAUUUUUGUAAGUAGGGGACAUUUGAAGGUCGUGAUUGUUUUUUU